Molecule: messenger RNA, 572 nt
Organism: Trichomycterus rosablanca
Lineage: Eukaryota; Metazoa; Chordata; Actinopteri; Siluriformes; Trichomycteridae
Product: ankyrin repeat and death domain-containing protein 1A-like
Exons: 6
Coding region: 60-572 (170 amino acids)
Molecular function (GO): protein binding
Source: RefSeq, a predicted model, not a curated record
CUGCAUGUAAAUAUCUAGAGAAACGGGACAUCGAAUUUACCUUUCUAAAGAGGAGCAGGAUGGGGCAGAGUUAUGCAAAGAAUCAUACAGCUGCACUACACAUUGCUGUGUUCAACAACUGCACUGAGAUUGUUAAAAUACUGAUUGAUGCAGGUUGUGACCUGGGCUUGUUUGAUUAUCGGCUGCAAACAGUUUUGCACAUAGCAGCAGAACACGGAUACCAGAACAUAGCUGAACUGAUCCUCCUGGCUGGAGUUAACCUCGAACUACUCGACAAGCAGAAAAAGACAUCAUUGGACAUUGCAGCUAGAAGCAAUCAUGUAAACGUGGUAGACAUGAUUAUCAAAGCUGAUCAAUUUCACAAAUGGAAACAGGACUGUGAUGCUGAAUCCUUUGGGAUAAGGAAUGUGACCUUUAAACAGGAUCACAGGACAGAGACGCAGCACAUCCGCUCUAUUUUAUGGAAGUUAGCCACAAAAUAUCUAAAACCUGGAGAGUGGAAGACACUGGCACAACACUGGCACUUUACAGAUGCACAAAUCCGAGCCAUAGAACAGCAGUGGACAGAAUAA